Molecule: messenger RNA, 1200 nt
Organism: Anopheles moucheti
Lineage: Eukaryota; Metazoa; Arthropoda; Insecta; Diptera; Culicidae
Exons: 2
Coding region: 1-915 (304 amino acids)
Source: RefSeq, a predicted model, not a curated record
AUGGAUGAUAUUUUCGGCAAGAAAAAGGAGGUCGUCCCCAUACUGGACCUCUCGAAGUCGAGCGCAACGACGCGGGAAGAGUUUAAGCGCAUGAUCGAGAAGGUACCGGACUAUAAGAUGCGCCCGAUCAAGGUACGGUCGGAUGAGAUCCGGUUCAAGGAGAAGGAGUACGGGUUCAAGAUGCAGAAAAAGGAAUUGCGGAUGUUGAUGAAGAAUGGCGGGGAACGGGAUAAGCUGUACGCGUACAUGGAUCCGAUACCGGGCGAGAUGCGCAAUUUGGUCAUAAUGGAGCUGUGCAGUGUGCCAAUCGAUUGGAAAAUGCUUACGAGCCAGCGCCCAAAAACAAAAGUUGAGGAGGAUUACUUUAGCAAAUUAGUCGAGUUGGGCAAACUGCAGAUUAAAACAAUCCAACGGGACAAACGGGAAAAUCUUCUUGCCACCUCGGUACGCAAGGUGAAAAACCGCUCCGGCAUUAUCGAAUCGCGCGUCUUCACCUGCAACGAAUGUAUGGAAGAGUUUUGUAAUGGUAAAACAUGUGCCGACUUCAACUACGACCUGUACACGCGUGUCGUUCCGAAAGCCCCUCUGCUGAAAACCAACUCGCAACAACAACUAUCACUCAACGGUGGUUCGGGUGGUGGUGGGGCCGGUAGGAUGCUGGGCGAUCUAAACCAGAAAAGCAUCGACAGUGGAAGCGGAACUGCAGCCGCUACGGGCGGUGGUGGAAAGAAGGGACGCAAAGGGGGACGCAAGAAGGGAUCCAAAUCGAAGGCAAAAUCGGUAGAAGCGAUCGAUGAGGAAGGCAAUCAGACGACCGGCACGAGCGGAGCGGGUGGACACGGUGGGGGCAAGAAAAAAGGCAAACGGUCGUCACGUAGCAAAACGCCACCAAAGUCAAAAUCGAUGGAAAAGUAAUCAAAGGCAAUAACCACCCGAGGGCAACACUGUCUGGGACCCACGGGCUCCCGUGUGCCACUUUCAGCGAUGAGGAUGGUAACGUUCGAACUUAUGAGCGAGUGCGUGUACUUUUUUGUGCUUUGCAAAGCUUGCCGAAGGAAGGAAAAACAUAACACGUGCAGCGGGUAAUUCACGUAUCCUGGGCCAAUUAUUUCGACCCGAUGGCGGUGAACGUGUAUGGUGGAAAGCUGCUUCGAACAAUCAGUUGAUAAGAAAGUGGAAAAUAACUUAUGUAUAAGAGUA